AAUUAUUGGCGCGUAAAAAAAUAUUCAACUUGUUUCGUUAGACUUAGUCCUAGGCUAAAUAAUAUUAACCAGGCUAAAUUUGACGUAAGCUGAGUUCGCCCAUAAUGGCGACUACUGCAGACGCGAAUGAUGAAACGUUUUGGAUUUUAGAACUUGAAAGCUUACUUCUAACUGAUUGUGACCUUGAUGAUAUUCGGAAAGUCUGUAAUGGGAAGGCAGUUCCUGAAAAUCUCCGAAGCGAAGUUUGGUUGGUGUGUUUAGGCUUAAGAGGCAAAGAAGAAUAUACUAAAGUAGGUGAUGAAAUUUAUGAUCUUCCAGAACAGACUACUAUUAGAAAAGACUGUCAAGUUAUUGUUGACAGGUUGGGAAAUGAAGAGGAAGAUAAAUUAUCAGUAAUAAGUGACUUGGAGUCAGUGCUAACAAAAUACAGUAAAACAACUGGAAUCAGUUAUUCUUCGGACAAUGGAUGGUUAGAAGUUCUUGAACCUUUACUUUCUCUACGGCUGCCAAGUUCACAGCUCUAUGAAUAUUUUCGAGCCAUUCAAAACACCUACAUUCCAAAAUACUGUGGUGCAGAUGGUCAGCUAUUUCACAUGCUGAGGCUCUUGUUGCUGUACCAUGACCCACAUCUCUGCUCUCUCCUUGAUACCAAGAAGGUUACCCCUGAUUGUUAUGCCUCACAUUGGUUUCGUAGCUUGUUUUCUGCAACCUGUAAUUUGGAAGUGACACUGGCCAUGUGGGAUAUCUACUUUCAAGUUGCUGACCCAUUUUUAAUCCUGUUUCUUAGUCUCGUUAUUCUAGUCAAUGCCAAAGAACAGAUUUUAACAAUGAAGGAAGAGCCAAGACAUGCUUUAAUAGAAAUACUGAAGUCUGCACCGUGUGACUUGGAGAUGGUAGAUGUUGAAGACUUUUGUUUCUUGGCUCAAUAUUACAUGUCACGGACACCUGUUUCCUUCACUAGGGAUUUUCAUGAUAUUAUUUUUAGUAAUAGUUGUGAUGAAAACGCAAAAGAAGCAAACUUAUCGCAAGCUUUAUGCCUUCCUGUGUCACCCUGGGAACUAGUUUUCAGUAGUAAGCCAAAACUUAAUAAGGACAAUGCUUUGAAGUAUUUUGUUGUGGACUGUCGCCCAGCAGAACAAUAUAACAGUGGACACUUGCCUAACGGAUUUCACCUCGAUUCAAGUCUAAUGCUACAAGAACCUGCAUCUUUCAACACAGCUGUACAAGCACUUUUUGCUGCCCAGAAACAGGCUAUUAAGCUUGGCUCAGUGGCUGGAGGAGAACAUGUUUGUUUCAUGGGAAGUGGGAGAGAGGAAGAAGAUCAGUACGUCCACAUGGUCGUGGCCAGUUUUCUACAGAAGCAGCUUCCUUUUGUCAGCCUAGCCAAGGGAGGCUAUGAAGCUCUACACAAUUUUAUGUUAGACAGUUUGAAUAGUGGCCUCACAGACCAUUGCUCGAAAUCAUGUAUCAUCUGUACCCCAGCUGUGCAUGAGAAUAAUGGUGCAAAUGGUACUGAGAAUGAAGAUUUCUCAUUUCUAGACAAGAUCACUACAUUGAUGAAAUCCAAAUCGGCGGUUGUGCGAGAGAAACUUGUGGACUACAUCACCAACCCACCACAGUCUGCCGAAAGAAAAGAAAAGUCAGCAGUGUAUUUUGAUAAUUUUUACCCUGUCACUGUUACCCAGCACUAUCCCGGAAGUGAUGAAAAAGAGGAGCAAGAAGAGGAAGUGGGACUGCAGACCUGGCUGAAGAAACCCGAUGUCAUUGAAACAUUUAAAUGUGACGAAAUUAAAGAUAAUGGCUAUAUGUACCCAAGCCAUCUGGUAGUGACAAAAACCCACGUGUUCAUCUUGCGUGAAAUGCCCUAUAAGAAAGGAUUUGCCAAAAUAAUUGCACGACGAUCACUUCUUUCCGUUGUGAAAAUUACAAGCAAGAGGCGUCAUCCAGAACUGAUCACAUUUAAGUAUGGAUAUAGUGACAGUGCAGGAAACUUCACUGUCACCUCCAUGGACCGUUUUUUGAUUCCAAACGCUGGAGAUGCCACGAAGCUCAUCAAGCAACAGAUAGUAAAACUUGAUGAUAAUACUCAAGAAACGAGUUACCACUGAAUACAAGGAACAAGCAAAAGUGCACUUCACACUUUUGUCUCAUAAAUUUCAUCAAUAAACAUAAAAAGCAGGAGUAAUAUAUAAAGCUUUGUCAUCAUGUGGUCUUUAUUUUAGUAUCUUUGUUUUUUUUCUUUGCUCAGUAAUACUUAUUUGAAUUUUGAACUAAUGUAAAGUGUUUCAUUCGGAUUUCCAGACAGAACAAUUUCAGAAUCAGAAAAAUUCAUUACCCAUGAAAAUCUGAGUGAAAAAAAGAUAUCUGUAAGAAAUUGGAAGCGUAUUAAAUCACAAAAUAAAACCACACAACACAAUUAAAAAGUAAAAUACUGUAACAGUUUACACUUAGGAAAUAGAAUACUGGUAUAUCUAAGGGGUUACAAACAAAUAAAAAAAAAUACAUUCUGAAUUUGUUCAUUAUCUUGUGUCUUUGAUAAAUCAGUACUUUUGAUUUUAAGUAUAAACAGUUACCAUUCUUCAGUAGUUCCAUCAUUGUUGUUUUUUUUUAGGUUGAGAACUUGAGAUUAUAAAAUAAUUUUUAUUGUGUAUUUUAUUAGGUCAGUUAAUAAUAGAAUGUACUUAAUGUUAUAAUCUAAUUUCAAUGGUCUCCAAGCCCUUUUUCUUGUAUAUAGAAAUAUUUCAUCAUAAAUCUGUAAGUUAUGCAAAAGUCAUGUACUACUAUGGCUUUUUCUAAGUCGUUUUUGUGUUUCAGUAACUACUCCAAAUUUUUUUUAUUUACACAAUUAGUUGUCUUGCAAGAAUUGUGCAAGUGAUCCUGUUGUAACUUUCGAUUAUCUGCAGAGGCAGAACCAAGACAUGUCAUUGUGGUGCACAGCUUUUGUAUAACGAUAUGCAUAUCGACACAUGUGUAUGUGUGUUCUUAAAUUUUUUUCUGUCUCUUUUUAUAUUGUGAUUUUCAGUACUCUCCAAAUAAUUACAAGCUUUUCUUCUUUUUUUUCAACUGUAGUAAGCAAAUUUGCACAGGAACAAGUCUUUUUUAAUAUACUAUUUCAAGACAUCUAAUACAAAUUUAUUUUUUAUUUUGAAACAAUAUUUCAUGUGGUAAUGACCAAAUUUGGAAGAUUCUGUUAAACCUGUAAGUUGCCUUCAGAUGGCGUAUGUAUCAGUAGCCUAAUUUAUGUGAAUGUAGCACAAGACCUCUUUUUUUUUUCAUUAAUUUUUUUCAAAUAUUUCUAACAAUAAUUUCUUUGUCUCAUAUUUAUUCUGCACUUUAUUUUAGAGUUAAACACAUAGAGUGUGUUAACUUCUUAAACCACUGGGUCUUGUUUGUGUCAAAGUUUGUUGAUAAAUGUACUUUCUGGAAUUUAUCAUCAUUCGGCUAGUCCUAGCUAACUUAAGUCCCAGCUGUAAGGUUUGCUCUAUGUUGAAACCUACAUGAUAUCUUAAGUUUUUAAUUAAAGUUAUUAUUACUCGUUUCCUUUCAGGAAACAAAGAAACCUGAUUUAAUUAUUUUGUUUAUAGCAUCCAUGGUCACUUUAUAGGUACUGUUAUUGCGUAUCAUUGCAAAUCAAACAUUUAAUUAGUUUGACAUAAGGAUUUAUUAAGAUUUCUAUAAAUUUUAUGAAGGUUUCAGUACGUUAUUUCCAUUGCUAGUUGAUUAUAUUGUAAACAAAACCUUUGAUGAUAUUUUCAAAUUGGGAAAAAAAUAAAUCUACUUUGUGCAGCUUGUAAAAAAGUUGUAGUAUAGAGACACUUGUCAGUCUUAUAUUUGGAUUACCAUACUUGAAAAAUUAAGUUUUGUUUUAAAAUACAUAUUAUUUGCAUACAUAAAAAAAAUGACAUUAUAUUUUAUUCACUUAAAACUUUGUACAAAGAACAUACUAUUUUUAUUAUUGUAAAAGUGAAGUCGGCUGUUGAGCAGUGCGUGACUAUGGUGAAACUAAUACUUUAAAUUUGGUGAUAAAUAUUGUGUGUAAUUGAUAGUAUUCAUCUAAGACGUGGUAAGGGAUUCGCAUCAUUUAAAA
Limulus polyphemus (Atlantic horseshoe crab) is the source of this 4087-nucleotide messenger RNA. RefSeq names its product TBC1 domain family member 23-like (gene TBC1D23). The coding region runs from base 105 to 2108 and encodes 667 amino acids. Gene Ontology annotation, biological process: retrograde transport, endosome to Golgi. Lineage: Eukaryota; Metazoa; Arthropoda; Merostomata; Xiphosura; Limulidae. The record is from RefSeq and is a predicted model, not a curated record. Gene Ontology annotation, cellular component: trans-Golgi network. The transcript has 16 exons.